AUGUCAGCUCCCACAGAACAAGUCAUCGCGGAGCUUGGUAGCCUUCUCAAUCAACUUGCUCACUUCCUCAAUGAGAAUGAGAAAUACCUAUCGCCUGACAAAUACAAACUUUGUUACCAUUCUCUCCCGGCCUUAGAGAAGUCAACCUUGAGCAAAAUUGUUGCAAUUUUGCAUAACGGAGAGCAGAAUGGAUCGAUGGAUGACAGACAGGAUUUGUGUGGUUCGCACAACCAUGGUGACACAUCUAGCGGCUUGACAGAUUCUUCUAAAGAUGCGGGAGGAUUUGGAAGCAUGACAUAUCCUUCUAACAAUGCCGAAGGCUCAUUUGGAAACCAGACAGAUUUUUCUAACGAUGCCGGAGGCUCAUUUGGAAACCAGACAGAUUCUUCUAACGAUGCGGGCUCAUUUGGCAGCCUGACAUAUCCUUCUAACAAUGAAAAACUCUCUAGCAAUGCACACUCAUCUGGAGGCGUGAAGGAUCCUUUCAUUGCGAGGAACGUUUAUAAAGUCUUCAAGGUAUCGGUCGCCAACAUACCCGGCUCACUGCAGAAAGUCUUUGAGCAAUGGACAAAGAACCAUGAAACCUUCUUUGAAAACCAACCACUUGAGGGCCAACCGCAAAACGUCCCCAAGGCACCAGGUUGGGGUGCAUUGUUUCACAAGAUUCAGCAGGGUGAAAUGAAUGCGGAUGUUCUCAAGAUUCGCCGACGAUUCGACCUAUACCAUUUCUUCCAGUUGAUCCAAAACUGUGGAUACCAUGAUGGCAGCAGAUGGGUGUAUCGUGCACGAAAUACACUGGCCAAAAAGGUCAAAAAGCAGUCUCCAUCGCUUCAACUGGCAGUCAUUUACAGCCAGCUUGAUCUCUGGGCAGUGCUAGGUCGUGGAUAUGAUGAAUGGGUUAUGGAGUUUAAUGAGCCAGGUUGUCUACUUCUGUUGCCACUCAGCGUCUCAGAAACUGAGUACACCGAAAGACGGUACCGUAAAUAUAAAAAAUCCGCCGCACAACAUCUCAUCAAGAUCGGUUUUCAAAAUGUCAUGCGCGAGUGGAACCUCCAUGCACUUGGGGACAGUAUUGUCCAGGGGCUAAAAAAGAGACAUGUGUCCCUAGUGGAAGAUGCUUUCAUUGCCCCGAGGGUCCCUAAGAGGCACAGACAGAGUGACGAAUCAAGUGCAAAAAGGCCAUGCCCCGGCUUGAGAGCAGAGAUUUCCGAAGAACAUCAGUCCGACACAAUUAACGAGUGCCACAUGUCAAUGCAACUUCUCAUGGCAGCGGUAACGGUAGCUUCAACUCACGACAGCGCAAAACAGCAGAAUAUUGAUACAGUGCACCAGCCCCAUUCUCCACCUGCUGCUCAUGGCUUUACAUCGUCGUCUGUUCAAUUACUCGAUCGUACGGCGAAUUCGAGUAUCACAGAGGCUCUAUCGAUCCCAGCUGGAAACCCACAAAAAGGUUCCAACACAGCAGUUGAUGGCCACCAAUAUAUCGCACGGAAUCGCGCUAACAGCGAUCCACCGCCGUUCAACGUCGAAGAGAUAAGCAAGACAUGA
This is a messenger RNA of Histoplasma capsulatum G186AR, 1548 nucleotides long. RefSeq lists its product as uncharacterized. Bases 1 to 1548 code for a protein of 515 amino acids. Lineage: Eukaryota; Fungi; Ascomycota; Eurotiomycetes; Onygenales; Ajellomycetaceae. The transcript is spliced from 4 exons. The record is from RefSeq and is a predicted model, not a curated record.